AUGUCACUGUUCAAGAAUUACUUUGGCUUCGGCGGCUCCACGCCCACCCAGGAGGAAAAGGCCCCCGUCAGAGCUCUCCCUGCAUCCUGGUACACAUCUCAGGAGAUGUACGAGCUUGAGCGCCGUGCCAUCUUCUCCAGGAAAUGGCUCCUCACAACCCACAAGGCCAGAAUCCCCAACCCAGGCGAUUGGGUCCGCUAUGACGUUGCCGGCUACCAGUUCAUCAUCGUCCAGGACAGAAAAGGAAACAUCAAUGCUAUGCACAACAUCUGCCGCCACCGUGCCUUUCCGGUUGUCACCAAAGAAGAGGGCAACAGCUACACUUUCUCCUGCAAAUACCAUGGAUGGUCCUACGGCCUCAGCGGCAACCUCGCCAAGGCCCCUGGAUACCAGGAUCUCGCCGGCUUCGACAAGUCCCAGAACAACCUCUUCCCCAUUCACGUCCACAUCGAUCGCAAUGGCUUCAUCUGGGUCAACCUCGAUGCCGGGGAGAAGCCCGAGAUCGCCUGGAAUGAUGACUUCCUGGGCAUCGACGAGCAGGAGAGGUUUCAGCACUACAACUUUGAAGACUACGUUUUCGACCACCACUGGGAAAUGGAGGGUGAGUGGAACUGGAAGAUCCUAGCCGACAACUACAACGAGUGCUACCACUGCCCUACUGCACACCCGGACAUCCCCUCCAUCGCCGACCUCAACUCCUACUACGUCAACACUCAGAACGCGUACAUUCAGCACUUUGGCCAGCCCACAGAGGAGCAGAUUGCCAAGGGAUUCCGUGUUGCCGCCACCUACUUCUGGCCCAAUGCCUCCAUGAACGUUUCACCACACUUCUUCUUCAUCCAACGAUUCGUUCCCAACGGACCUGGUAAGUCGGAGAUGCGCUACGAAGUCUACCGCAACAAGAACUCGAGCGAUGCCGACUUCAACGUCAUCAGCGACAUGUACAAGCGCAUCAUGUCCGAGGACAAGUAUCUCUGCGCCAACGCCCAGAAGAACAUCAACGCCGGCAUCUUUGUUAACGGUGAGCUGCAUCCGGAGAUGGAGAAGGGUCCCCUGUUCUUCCAGAAGACGGUGCGCGAGAUCAUCACCGAACACUGGAAGAAGGAGCAGCAGGCGGGUGCCGAGAUUUGGCCGGCCCAGCAGCAGGUGCCCAAGACUGCCGCGGUGAGCCAGAAUGAUGCACAGCUUUGCUCGGCGAUAGAGUGCUGUAGCAGGAGUAAGGGCAGGAUGGACGACAGGAAGAUGUGCCUUGAUGAGGCGAUUGCUUUCUGA
This is a messenger RNA of Colletotrichum spaethianum, 1272 nucleotides long. Its product is annotated as carnitine monooxygenase oxygenase subunit. Bases 1 to 1272 code for a protein of 423 amino acids. Lineage: Eukaryota; Fungi; Ascomycota; Sordariomycetes; Glomerellales; Glomerellaceae. Gene Ontology annotation, molecular function: iron ion binding; 2 iron, 2 sulfur cluster binding. The record is from RefSeq and is a predicted model, not a curated record. The transcript has 2 exons.